This is a messenger RNA of Phyllopteryx taeniolatus (common seadragon), 1512 nucleotides long. RefSeq names its product gastrula zinc finger protein XlCGF17.1-like. Bases 375 to 1286 code for a protein of 303 amino acids. NCBI's taxonomy places the organism in Eukaryota, Metazoa, Chordata, Actinopteri, Syngnathiformes, Syngnathidae. The record is from RefSeq and is a predicted model, not a curated record. Gene Ontology annotation, biological process: regulation of transcription by RNA polymerase II. Gene Ontology annotation, cellular component: nucleus. Gene Ontology annotation, molecular function: DNA-binding transcription factor activity, RNA polymerase II-specific; RNA polymerase II cis-regulatory region sequence-specific DNA binding. The transcript has 2 exons.
UUCGAGUACUUUCCGGACGACCUUGUCAUCAUAGAUAUGUCAGUGAAGAUGUUCGUCCUGAGCAGCAGGAGCCAGAGUCCCCUCUCAUUAAAGCGGAAGUGGACGACAAAGAGUACUCCUACAUUAAAGAGGAAGAGUCGCCGCACUCCGUUCACAUUCAAAAGGAAGAGGAGCCAGAGCUCUCCUACAUUGAAGAGGAACAGCAGCUGCAGCCUCGCCAACUCAAAGAGCAGGAGCAUGAGACCCCGUACAUUAAAGAGGAGGACGAUAUCACCAAGUUGGCAUCGACUGAUGUCCCUUUGAGGAGUGAAGAUGAAGGUCAAAAUGAGGAGGACAGAGCGACGGAGUCUCCAAGCAGCAGCUCAAGUCAACAUAUGACAACAGAAGGUGACGGAGACUACUGUGGAGGAUCGUCAACAGAUGGCCUCAUCGCUCCACUAUCAGAUAGUGACAACAUAAUGUCACACUCUUCCGACAUUGAUGAUGAACAUUCUGGAGGUGAUAUGACUGACGACAAACGCUGGAAAUGUUCUCAGUGUGGGAGAACGUUUGGUAAUGAGAGCGGUUUAAAAAGUCAUAGGACAGCACACACUGGAGAAAAACCUUUUGCCUGUUCAGUUUGUGGUCAAAGAUUCACUGAAAAGGGAAGCUUAAAAAGACACACAAGAACCCACACUGGUGAGAAACCUUAUACCUGCUCAGUCUGUGGUAAAAGAUUCACUCAGAAGGGAGAUUUAAAAAUACACAUAAGAAAACACACCGGUGAGAAACCUUUUGCCUGCUCAGUUUGUGGUCAAAGAUUCUCUGAGAACGGAAGUUUAAGAAAACACACAAGAACACACACUGGUGAGAAACCUUUUGCCUGCUCAGUUUGCGGUCAAAGAUUCUCUCAGAAGGGAACCUUAAAAAGACACACAAAGACCCACACUGGUGAGGAGCCUUUUACCUGCUCAGUUUGUAGUCAAAGAUUCACUCAAAAGGAACAUUUACUAAGACACACAAGAACACACACUGGAGAGAAGCCUUUUGCCUGCUCCGUUUGUGGUCAAAAAUUCACUCAAGAGGUACAUUUAAAAAGACACGCAAGAACACACACUGGAGAGAAACCUUUAGCCUGUUCAGUUUGUGGUCAAAGAUUCUCUGAGAGUGGAAGCUUAAAAACACACAUAAGAACACACACUGGAGAGAAACCUUUUGCCUGUUUAGUUUGUGGCCAAAAAUUCUCUCGUAAGAGUCAGGUUAAGACACACAAGUGUGCCGGUGAGAAUCAAUUAAGCUUUGAAUGAAAGUUUAGAUGCUUAAUAUUUAAACUAGUUUCUAUGGCACAGAUUUUACACAAACAAGCUUGUUGUGCUCUAUGUACCUUCCUGAAAGUGGGCAAGUGUAGAAAAUUAACAUGCGAGCCAGAACUCUGAAAGCAAAGCACCUAGUUUGUCCAGUGUUUUUGUGUGUGUAUGAAAUAAGCAAUUGAUUGGUUUAAAUAGACUGUAAAGAAACUUUGACUCUAAAGUA